Molecule: messenger RNA, 1566 nt
Organism: Schistosoma mattheei
Lineage: Eukaryota; Metazoa; Platyhelminthes; Trematoda; Strigeidida; Schistosomatidae
Source: the annotation of a GenBank genome assembly
AUGCUUGAUCGUCUCCACUCUUAUGGUAGAAACAAACUUUACUUCUUAAGACUUCGUCGAUUCUGUCAGUUUAUUUUAAAUCUCGGCAGGGAUGGAUUUUAUGACGGCUGGCUGGGAAAGGAAUCUUACUGCACUCUGAAUACAGCUGAGGAUUUUAGACUGCUAUAUUCCGAGAAAGCUCGCGUUAUUUGUGCUAUGUGGUACUUUUUGUCGAGGCACAAGUUUAAAGAGGCUGCUAGAUUACUAGCUCACUCAAUCCAUGCAUAUCCAAUGUCAUCGACCUGGAUAUGGCGGGUGGCAUUCCAUAUAUUCCAGUGUUUGAAAGAUGAUGUUGGGUUGAGAUCAUUUAGUAGGGUUUUGGAUGGGUUUCUUCUGAGUGAUGAAAAUAACCGUAUAUUAGAGUUUAUAUUAUAUGAGAUCAGCAAAGGAAACUUGAAUGCUGUACAGUUUUGUCGCACAAAUAUACAGCCUGUUCAACGAAAUAAAUAUGCAAGUCUUCAUACAGUUUUGACUAGAGAGCCAGAAUUUGCACAUGUUCAGCGAUUACAAAGACUCUAUGAAGGUUACAGCUUUUAUGGAAUGUGGCUUAAACAAAUUAACUCAUUAGUAUCAGCUAGUGAUCCCGAUGAUAUUCAUACGACAGCCGAUAAUUUAGCUGAGAAAGCUUACCAUCGAUUACAAGAAGUUGAAGCUCUCGUUUCUGAGGGUCAUUUGUGCGACACCUUUGUCAGAGCAUUUGUCGAAAUACUGCAAUAUUUUAAUGAAUGUACACGUGCACAUGCCUUACUACUUAGUUAUGCUCAAAAAGUACCUGAAAACCCAAACACCUUAAGAUAUCUAUGCGAAUGGCAUAAACGUCGACCUGUACCAAUUACUCAUUCAUCAGCAGUUUUGUCUCCAUCUCAUCCAAUAACCAAAAACUGUCAUGAUUCCUCAGCAUGUAGUUUAGAUCUAAGUGACGGUAAUACAACUGUUGAUGAAACUACACAAUCGCAUACCUCCCAUCAGAAGAAAUCGCCCAAAAGUUUGAAGAAUUCAAAAAUCUAUUUAGAAUAUCGUAUAUCAUUUAGCAGGCGUACAUUACCUGAACCAGCUCCGAACCUGCCUGAUAAUUAUGAAUCUAUGUCGAAAAAAGAAGUAAAAAGUUUAUUAAGGAGAAGUCAUAGCCAUUUACCAACUAUAAUUUCUUGUUUAAAACGUGGAAGAUUUUCUGAUGCAUUGGAUCUAUCAUUUUUACUGCUUGAUCACCCAUCUUGGGCUGUAUACCACGAACCUUGGCGCCUCUUACGGAAAAGUAUAUUAUGCGUCGGCAAAACAAAUUCCCAAGUUUCACGUGCAUGGAAUAUGCGAAAAUGGUAUUGGAAUAAAUUGCAACUUUCUUUACCUAAUUUACCUGUUAUUGCCAAGUCUAUGAAGUUAUUGUUGAAUAAACUCGAUUUGACCGAAUCGAAUCAAUGCGAUGAUGAGGAAUCAAAACUGAAUGAUCGCUUAAAUGUCGAAUUAACAAUUGUUACUAAUAUGAAACCAGUUAUUUUUCCAGAGUUUUCCGAAACAGACUUAUCUUGA